Molecule: messenger RNA, 789 nt
Organism: Helobdella robusta
Lineage: Eukaryota; Metazoa; Annelida; Clitellata; Rhynchobdellida; Glossiphoniidae
Exons: 2
Coding region: 1-789 (262 amino acids)
Source: RefSeq, a predicted model, not a curated record
AUGGAUAUAGAUUUCAACGGUAAGAUACUUAUCAACAAAAUCAACCAUCUCAACGCCAACAACAACAACGUUCCCAAAAAUAAUAACAGCAGUAGCAGCAGUAACAGAAGCAAUAGCGACAUUAGCAACAAAAGCAACCACAGCAACUACAACAACAACAAAAGUAACAACAGCAAUAGCAACAAGACCAUCCUGAAAUCUAACAAACGAUUCAACCCAGCUGCCAGCAACAACAACAACAACAGUGGUGACAGCGUUAUCAGAAACGAGAGUAGCAAGAAGACAACAACAUUCAACAUCCCAGCUACUUCGAGCCACGACAAAAUAAAUGGUGUCAAUGUUUAUGGCAUCAGCAACAAAUACAGCAAAGCCGCUAACAACAACCUUAACAUCAACAACAACACCAACCACAAAGACAUCAACAACGAUUUUUUCUUCUUCAACAACAACCUUAACAUUGGCCACAAAGACAUCAACAACAAUUUCUUCAACAAAACUCCGACGGUGGGCCCUAGAUUAAAGAGUUUGAAGCGUAACCAAUUGUCGAUCGUUUUAAAUACGAUACCAUGCAACGAGCUCUUUCAUUGGCUGGUGACUAAUGACGUAUUCACGCAGAAGAUAGUGGACAACUUGCAAGAAACCUACAAAACGAAGAGAUCAAUAAACGAGGCCAUGAUUGACCUGCUGAUCAUCUACGGAGAGUGGGCGGUCCUGAGGUUCAGCCACGCCCUCCUCUUCACAGGGCAGAAGGAAAUGCAUCAGUUGCUUGAGGACGGGGCAGGUUUGUAG